Lutzomyia longipalpis is the source of this 932-nucleotide messenger RNA. Its product is annotated as protein obstructor-E-like. The record is from RefSeq and is a predicted model, not a curated record. Bases 57 to 830 code for a protein of 257 amino acids. The transcript is spliced from 3 exons. Gene Ontology annotation, cellular component: extracellular region. Lineage: Eukaryota; Metazoa; Arthropoda; Insecta; Diptera; Psychodidae. Gene Ontology annotation, molecular function: chitin binding.
AAUCUAUUCGUGAUAUUUUUUUCAUCUUCUACAUCUAAAGGAAUAUUUUUUUUAUAAUGCAAAAAAAGUUGAUUGUCUUAGGCCUUGUGUGCCUACAAGUGGGUCUGAUUGUGAGCCAACAGGAUUUGGAAGUACCACCAGAUUUCUGUGUGGGCCAAGAACCUGGACAUUAUCCUCACCCGGACGAUUGCAAUGGAUUCAUCUACUGUAGUGAUGCAGGAGAGGGAGCUGCCGGCAGAUGUAUUGAUGACCUGCAUUUCAGACCUGAUGCACCUGGUGUAGGAGUUUGCACAUAUCCAGAGGAAGCAGGAUGUGAUCCCAAUGCUGGUGGAUCAGAAUGCAAUGUGGGUGAUUUCUGGGAGGAACGAGUACCACAAACAUGCAAUCAGUACAUUCGAUGUGUAAAUGGUGAAACAACAACACGACGAUGUGCAGACAACCUCCAUUGGGAUAGCGCCACACAGCAGUGUACCACACCAGUUCUCUCUGACUGCCCAUAUCCUAUUUGUUCUGAAAACCCCACUCCAGGAGAAAUUGAAGUUAUUCCACAUCCAACGGACUGCAAUUUGUACCACAUUUGCAUAAAUGGUGAACCAAUUGAGCGAGCUUGUGCUCCAGGACAACAUUUUGACCGUAUCAAUGGGUGGUGUACUACACCAGAGGAAGCACAGUGUGAAGUAACUGGUUCUCCAGAUCCAGGACCAGAAGUCCCUCCUGAAGAGUCCACACCUGAACCUGACGGCGAAACUGAUCCUGAUGGCGAAACUGAACCUGACGGCGAAACUGAACCUGACGGCGAAACUGAACCUGAGGGCGAACCUGAGCCCUAAACCCAUUUUACAACUGAUCCAUAGAUAAUUUUUUAGUAUUUAGUAAAUCACACCUUGACAUAAUUUAAUAAAAAUAAAAUAUAGCAUCAGUAACAUACCGAA